Molecule: messenger RNA, 1364 nt
Organism: Silurus meridionalis
Lineage: Eukaryota; Metazoa; Chordata; Actinopteri; Siluriformes; Siluridae
Gene: gorab
Product: golgin, rab6-interacting
Exons: 5
Coding region: 143-1156 (337 amino acids)
Biological process (GO): non-motile cilium assembly
Source: RefSeq, a predicted model, not a curated record
UAAACGUGGCAUCCGCUGUACACAAAGAUGGCGGCGGAAAGGAACGUUCGCAAACUGGUGUUGUAGCUCCGGUCGCAAUGCAGAAAAACACUUAUAGUUAAUGUAAAUUCAUAUAGUAUGUAUAUUUAGAGGUGUUGUGUUUAUGAAAAUGGCUGCGUGGGCCGGGUUUUCUGAAGAGGAACUGCGGAGGAUACAGCAGAAAGGCGAGCCGAAUGAGAAUGUUAUGGCUUCACUGGGCCGCGGCAGGAGAUCCGCUCCUACUAACCGGAGCAGGCAGCAGCUGCAGCGGGAGAAAGCGCUACAGAUGGCCGCCAAACAGAAAGCGACUCUUGUCGACUCUCCGCUGCCUCCUGAGCAGCAGCUACAACCAGCUCCUCCACCUCCACCCACACCACCAGCUUCAUGCCCAACUAAUCCGGACAUAUUACCAAAGCAAGAUAUAAAACAGGCGGAACCCGACUCUGUGACACCCAACCCUGAAGAUCCUGCAGCAGUGAAGGAACUGGACAAACAGGAAGUGGAAUUACGAGAGAAGACCCGUCUGCAGCACCUCCAAUGGGAGCAGCGAAUCAUGGAAGAGAAGAAUAAAAGAACCAAAGCCCUCCUCGCUAAGACCAUUGCUGAAAAGUCGAAGCAGACGCAAGCCGAAGUGUUGAAACUGAAGAAAAUUCAAAAGGAGCUUCAGGUUCUGGAUGAUGCCGUGUCUACCGAUAUCGGUGUCCUGAGGAGUCUGAUCGAGCAGGCCAGUCUGGAGUAUUCUAUCGCAUGGAAGCGGUUGGAAAAGGCCGAGGCCGAGUACGUGGCAGCCAAGCUCGACCUGCACAAGAAGACCGAGUCUAAGGAGCAGCUGACCGAGCACCUCUGUGCCAUCAUCCAGCAGAACGAGCUGCGCAAGGCAUGUAAACUGGAGGAGCUAAUGCUGCAGCUGGAGCUUAACACGGAGCAGGAGCCGGCGCAGUCCAAGGCGGACCUGGAGGAGGGGUGUGGCCAGAGAGAAAACCCCGCCCACACCAUGCCGGUCAGCAAGACUGAAAUCCAAAGUGACAGUCCGAUUCAAACAGACUGCACAAAUAUUAAUACAGGGAACGCAGUGAGCGUGACAAGCGAAGGGCAGAAGAAGGAAAUGCUCCGAGCGACGGCGAGUGCUGAGGGCUAAACUCAUUCUUUAUUACACACACACACACACACACACACACACACACACACACACACACACACACACACACUACAUCGAUAAUAUGGAAGUACAAUUGAACUAUUAGUAAUGAUCGUAGUAGUAUUUAUUCUGGUGGAGGGGAAAAGAAGAAAUUGGGUGCCGGAUAAAGGUUUUAUCGAUAUAAUAAUAAAAAAAUGUAUAUACUCUA